Messenger RNA from Symbiodinium pilosum, 267 nucleotides. NCBI's taxonomy places the organism in Eukaryota, Dinophyceae, Suessiales, Symbiodiniaceae. The record is from the annotation of a GenBank genome assembly.
GAGACACCUCCGGUUCCGGCAAAGCCCUCCGAAGCCGUGGCGACUGGAACAGAGGCUGGGGAGAUGCCCUUAGCAACGCAGCUUCGCACUGUCUAUGCCAACUUGGUUGAGCCACAGAGGAUACGGGACAUCCCCACGCUAGCGCUGCGUGGAGAGAGGUGUGUGGUCCUCACAAAUUUCGCGGUAAAGCGGAUCUGCGGCGUCAGCGGCGCAGAUGCCACACGAGUAGAGGAGCUGCUGGUGGUGAAAUGCUGCGCCUGCGGCCAC